This is a messenger RNA of Folsomia candida, 1205 nucleotides long. RefSeq names its product ferritin subunit (gene Fer1HCH). Gene Ontology annotation, biological process: intracellular iron ion homeostasis; iron ion transport. NCBI's taxonomy places the organism in Eukaryota, Metazoa, Arthropoda, Collembola, Entomobryomorpha, Isotomidae. The transcript is spliced from 8 exons. Gene Ontology annotation, molecular function: ferric iron binding; ferrous iron binding. The record is from RefSeq and is a predicted model, not a curated record. Gene Ontology annotation, cellular component: cytoplasm. Bases 456 to 1094 code for a protein of 212 amino acids.
UCUCGUGUCAUGUCAAGUCAGCAAAUUGAUUUCACCACGAAGAACAAACACCACUCGGAUCAAUCGUGCCUAUUGUCAUGUAACCUUUUUGGAUUGGGAUAACAUAACAACUUCUCCACAAAAAUAUCGUCCAUAUCCAUUUUUUAGAGGGCUGGAUCAUUUGUCCGUAUAAUCAGUCAGAUUCAAAGGUCAAUUUAUGUGCAAUCAAGAGUGGUCUUGUGGACGUUUAUAUAUUGUCCUCGCUUUAUGAAUUGGUGACACGUACGUAGGUAGCUUAGUUGCAGUUAUCUUGCAUAGACGGCAGAACAGGAGAGAACAGAUAAGCAGUUACCAGUCACCUGAACAAUAAGUGGCAGGAGUUGUUUUUCAUUGCAGUAUCGUGACGAGUCAUAUCAGGAUUGAGAAGAACUUUUUUUCAUAAGACUUAAGAUUAUUUAGAAGAGGAAAUAACCAAGAUGAAAUUUUUAGUUGCGUUUGUCGUCCUCAUUUCCUGCGUGGAAUGGUCGGUUCAGUCCAAUUAUUGCGAGGUCGGAGUGGGACUCUCCUCGGAAAAAUCGACCUGGCAAGACAUGGAGGACAAUUGUUAUAAAAGUGUCGUGGAUCAGAUUCAUCGUGAAUUGAAUGCUUCGAUGACUUAUCUUUCGAUGGGGGCUCAUUUCACGACGGACCGUCACUACCGUCCCGGUGUGGCGACGUUCUUCUUGGAGGGUGCUAACGAGGAACGGUCUCAUGCCAAGGCCCUCAUGGACUACAUUCUCAUGCGAGGUCUCUCCGUCAAGAGCAGUGCGAUCCCUCCACUCAUUCCCAAAUUGAGAUGGGACUCCAUCGAGCAAGCCCUCUCCGUCGCGAUGGACAUUGAGAGAAGCGUCCGACAAAACUUUGUUGAUAUUAUUCGCGUCUGCGAAGGAAGUGACAAUGUUCGACCAACGGCUAAUAAUGAUUAUCAUGCUUCCGACCUCUUGACCGGAGUAUUCUUGGAGGAGCAGCACCAGAGCAUAAGAAAGAUUGCGGGCCACCUUGCCACUCUGGUCAAGAUGAAGACCACGUACGGAGAAUUUGCGGAAAUCAUGUUCGACAAGACGCUCCUUCAGUAAACUAUAUUACUCAUUUACAUAUAAUAACUUAUCAAAUUCAGUAAUAUACCAGUUUGUCAUCUAUUGAAUGAAAUUAAAAAUAUAUGUGUAAGACACGAUUUCAGAGAUUCC